AUGUGCCGCUUCAUGAUAUACAAGGGCCGUGACCCCAUGGUGCUUUCUGAUCUACUUACAAAACCUGCACAUUCUAUAAUCAACCAAUCCUUUGAUUCUAGGUUACGUCUCGAUAUGAGAAACCCCAUCAAUGGUGAUGGAUUUGGUGUCGGAUACUAUACUUCCAAGCAUGCUCCAUGUAUAUUCAAGGCAAUUACGCCCGCAUGGAACAACGUGAACCUCAAUAAUCUUUCCCGGUGUACGGAAUCCAGGUUGGUGUUUGGUCAUGUCAGGGCAUCGACUCAGGGUGUUUUGUCAGAGACAAACUGCCAUCCGUUUUCGUACGGAAAUAUCAUGUUUAUGCAUAACGGAGGAAUUCUGUGCUUUGAGCAGAUCAAAAAGAAACUCAUCAGCUAUAUAGAUGACGAAUUCUUUCUUCAUAUUCAGGGUUCUACAGACUCCGAGUGCUGCUUUGCACUCUUCUUGCAUGUCUUGAAACAUAUGGGUCACACUCCAGGCGCCAGUGAGGUGCCCCACGAAACACUUCGUGACGCCUUGUUACAGACAAUCACAACUAUCAAAGAGUGGCAGUUGGCUAUCACCACAGAACCUUCCCUUCUUAACUUUGCUGUAACCGAUGGGCUGCUGGUGGUGGUUAGUCGCUAUGUCACCUCAAAGACCGACGAGGCUGCUUCGCUCCAUUUUAGCACCGGUCUGCGCUUCUACGAGUACGAGCCUGGUCUCUUCAAGAUGGAGCGUCUUAACAGAUCUCAGGAUGUGGUUUUUGUAGCAAGUGAACCACUCACGUUUGAGCGUGGAGACUGGAUUUGCGUGCCUACAAACUCAAUCAUCACUAUAAGCAAAAACAACACUGUCUUGAUGCAUCCCAUAAGAGACGAAUUUUACGGCGUGGAAGAGCGUGAUUCCGGUUUGGCUCUCAGGAAGGGCCUCAUGGGUGGAGUCCCCAAACCUCCGCACCAAGUCGAUCUGGUGCUUCCACCAUUGGAGAGAGAAGGUCGCAAGAGUACCAUAAGUACAUAA
Messenger RNA from Meyerozyma guilliermondii ATCC 6260, 1020 nucleotides. RefSeq names its product glutamine amidotransferase subunit (gene DUG3). Bases 1 to 1020 code for a protein of 339 amino acids. Lineage: Eukaryota; Fungi; Ascomycota; Pichiomycetes; Serinales; Debaryomycetaceae. The transcript has a single exon. The record is from RefSeq and is a predicted model, not a curated record.